This is a messenger RNA of Plasmodium gonderi, 543 nucleotides long. RefSeq lists its product as hypothetical. The transcript has a single exon. The coding region runs from base 1 to 543 and encodes 180 amino acids. NCBI's taxonomy places the organism in Eukaryota, Apicomplexa, Aconoidasida, Haemosporida, Plasmodiidae. The record is from RefSeq and is a predicted model, not a curated record.
AUGUUUAUAUUCGAAAACGCGCAACACUAUUUUAACUUUUUUCGAAAUUUUAAUGGGUGCUACACGGAUAACAAGCUGUUGAAAUAUUUUUUCAAAAAAAGUUACAAUAACUGGUUUAAUGACCCAAGUCAAUAUAAUUACUAUUUUAUAUCCUACUAUGCAGUAGCAAUUUCGUUUUCUGUAUUGAUGAGACAUUUGUUGUUUAAUCCAGAUGUUCAUUUCAGGAGACAAGACAAGAGAAGAAAUAUUGUUGAUAGAUAUCAACAUCAUGCAUAUUCAGUUCCUUAUUACAACCACUGGUUAAGAAACUUUAGUCAGUCUUUUAAAAGCACACUAAUAGAUAAUGAGCCAGAUUAUCAAGAUGAAGACCCUUUGAAUAUUAGACCUAAAAGGGUCCAGUUUUAUGGAAGAUUCCCUUUUUUCUUUGAGGUUCCAAAGUACGGUGUUGAUGAUCCAUAUUAUGAAAAAAACUCCCAUAAGUAUAUGCAAAACUAUUACGAGAGUAUUGGAUAUGUAAAGCCAAGGGAGACACAGCAUAUUUAA